AUGGAUGACGGUACAGUAAAUAUCCAGUCCGGAAUUAACAUCAACAUAAAAAGAACAGAUGGCCGGAUCCACUCGGCGAUCGUGUCGGGCGUGAACCUGGAGACGCGCUCGGUGACCGUGGAGUGGUACGAGCGCGGCGAGACCAAGGGCAAGGAGGUGGAGAUCGACGCGAUCCUCGCGCUCAACCCGGAGCUGGUGGGGGUGCGCCACCACACGGCCCACCUGCAGCCGGUGCCCAACAAACUGGCCAGGGAUAUGACGCGGCAGUCGAUACCGGUCGCGACAAAAGCGCCGACGCGCGCCACCCGCAACAACCAGAUGCGGGCGUCGAACGCCGGCGGCUACACGAACGGCCACGGCGGCGACACGACGGGCCGCCGGGGCGCCGAGAACGUGCCGCCGCCUCAGCAGCAGCAGCAGCCGCCGCCGCAGCCCGUCCCGGCCGCCAACACGCGCGUCACGCAACAGUUCGGCGUGGGCGGCAUGGGCGGCGUGGGCGGCGUGGGCGGCGUGACGCGGACCGCCGCCACGGCGAGCGCGGCGUCGGUGCCGCACGCCGUGGCGUCCGGCGCCGUGAGGAGGUCCAACGUGGUCAAGGAGGUGGAGAGGCUCAAGGAGAACAGGGAGAAGCGACGCCAGCGGCAGGCCGAGCUCAAGGAGGAGAAGGAGGCGCUGAUGAACAUGGACCCCGGCAACCCGAACUGGGAGUUCCUCGCGAUGAUCCGCGAGUACCAGAGCAGCAUCGAGUUCAGGCCGCUGGUGGGCACCGAGCCCGUCGAGGACCACCAGAUCACCGUCUGCGUGAGGAAGCGCCCCCUUAACAAGAAGGAGAUCGCCAAGAAGGAGGUCGACGUGAUCAGCGUGCCCACCAAGGACCAGAUGAUCGUCCACGAGCCCAAGAACAAGGUGGACCUCACGAAGUACCUCGAGAACCAGAAGUUCCGAUUCGACUACGCCUUCGACGACACCUGCACCAAUGAAGUUGUCUAUAAGUACACGGCCAAGCCGCUGGUGCAGACCAUCUUCGAGGGCGGCAUGGCCACGUGCUUCGCCUACGGACAGACCGGCUCCGGGAAGACGCACACCAUGGGUGGAGAUUUCCAGGGCAAGACGCAAGACUGCAAGAAGGGCAUCUACGCGAUGGCCGCCCGCGAUGUGUUCACGUACCUCAAGUCGCCCAAGUACAAGCCUCUCAACCUAAUCGUGUCCGCCUCCUUCUUCGAGAUCUAUUCAGGAAAGGUGUUCGACCUGCUGGCGGAGAAGGCGAAGCUGCGCGUGCUCGAGGACGGCAAGCAGCAGGUGCAGAUCGUGGGGCUGACGGAGCGCGUGGUGGACAACGUGGAGGAGGUGCUGCGGCUGAUUCAGCACGGCAACGCCGCGCGCACCUCGGGCCAGACGUCGGCGAACGCGAACUCGUCGCGCUCGCACGCGGUGUUCCAGAUCGUGGUGCGCUCGCCCGGCAUGCACCGCGUGCACGGCAAGUUCUCGCUCAUCGACCUCGCCGGCAACGAGCGCGGCGCCGACACCUCCUCGGCCAACCGCCAGACGCGCAUGGAGAGCGCCGAGAUCAACAAGUCGCUGCUGGCGCUCAAGGAGUGCAUCCGCGCGCUCGGCAUCAAGGGCAACGGCCACCUGCCCUUCCGCGUCUCCAAGCUCACGCAGGUGCUGCGCGACAGCUUCAUCGGCGACAAGUCGCGCACCUGCAUGAUCGCCAUGAUCUCGCCGGCCAUGUCCUCCUGCGAGCACUCGCUCAACACGCUGCGCUACGCGGACAGGGUGAAGGAGCUGGGCACGACGGAGGGGGGCCGUGGCAGGGCGGAGUCCCCGCAGGCCGACGUCGACAUGGAGCCCCCCAGCCACGACCUGGCGCAGCUGCGCUCGCUCAACGAGGGCGACAUGUCCGCGGAGAUGUACACGUUCCACGAGGCGAUCGACGAGCUGCAGCGCGCCGAGGAGGAGGUGCUGGACAACCACAAGGCGGUGUGCGACUACCUGCAGCACGCGCUGCAGCGCUCCACGCAGCUGCUGGCCAUCACGCGCGACGUCGACUACGACCAGGACGCGUACGCGACGCAGUGGGAGGAGCUGCUGAACGAGCAGCUGGUGGUGCUGGCGCAGAGCCGCGACCUGGCCGCAGAGUUCCGCGCCAAGAUGCAGCAGGAGGAGCACAUCUCUAGGCGCAUCCAGCCGGCGCACCAC
Molecule: messenger RNA, 2199 nt
Organism: Iphiclides podalirius (scarce swallowtail)
Lineage: Eukaryota; Metazoa; Arthropoda; Insecta; Lepidoptera; Papilionidae
Source: the annotation of a GenBank genome assembly